This is a messenger RNA of Sinocyclocheilus rhinocerous, 7424 nucleotides long. Its product is annotated as ankyrin-1-like. The transcript is spliced from 45 exons. Gene Ontology annotation, molecular function: protein binding. Bases 107 to 6193 code for a protein of 2028 amino acids. The record is from RefSeq and is a predicted model, not a curated record. Lineage: Eukaryota; Metazoa; Chordata; Actinopteri; Cypriniformes; Cyprinidae. Gene Ontology annotation, biological process: signal transduction.
ACUCCAGUGCUGCAGGACUGCAUGAGAGGAACUGAGAUAAUAUCCACACCACCAGCAUCCAUCACCGGAGCUACAGAGCCAUCUCAGCCCGGCUGGUAACGGCACUAUGGCACAAGCCGCCAAACAUCUGCGCAAGAAUAAGGAUUUAGAGGCGCUCGCCGAACAGGAGCGGAAGGAGAAAGAGGAGGAGAAGGCGAAGAAAAGGAGCCGCUCGCGGGAUAAAAAGCGCAAGGCCCACGUCGUUCAUCGCUGGCUAAUCGAUCAGGACAAUAGUGUGAGCUCUGAGCUGCCGGAUGGCCAGGGAGUGUGGCACUAUGAUGAAACAGCUGAUGCUGGCACCAGUUUCCUCCGUGCAGCUCGCUCAGGUAAUCUGGAAAAGGCUCUCGACCACAUCAAGAAUGGCAUCGACGUCAACACAGCCAAUCAGAAUGGACUCAACGGCCUGCACCUGGCCUCGAAAGAAGGCCAUGUUAAAAUGGUGCUGGAACUAUUGCACCACGGUAUUGUUCUAGAGACGACCACAAAGAAAGGAAACACUGCUCUUCACAUUGCUGCGUUAGCUGGACAAGAGCAGGUGGUCACAGAGCUGGUUAACUAUGGAGCCAAUGUCAACGCUCAGUCUCAGAAGGGCUUCACUCCUCUCUACAUGGCUGCACAAGAGAAUCACCUGGAGGUUGUGAAGUUUCUCCUGGAUAAUGGAGCCAAUCAGACCAUUCCAACUGAGGAUGGCUUUACCCCUCUUGCUGUGGCUCUUCAGCAGGGCCAUGAGAAUGUGGUGGCCCUGCUCAUCAACCACGGUACUAAGGGCAAGGUCCGCCUUCCUGCACUGCAUAUCGCUGCCCGAAACGAUGACACCCGAACUGCCGCUGUGCUUUUACAGAAUGACCCAAAUCCUGAUGUCUUAAGCAAGACAGGCUUCACGCCACUCCAUAUCGCAGCCCACUAUGAAAACCUGAAUGUUUCCCAGCUACUUCUAAACAGAGGAGCUGAUGUGAACUUCACACCCAAGAAUGGGAUCACGCCUCUACAUAUUGCAUCCAGGAGGGGAAAUGUCAUCAUGGUCAGACUUCUGCUGGACCGAGGAGCAAAGAUUGAUGCCAAGACAAAAGAUGAGUUGACUCCUCUUCACUGUGCUGCCAGAAAUGGCCAUGUGAGAAUAAUCGAGAUCCUUCUGGACCAAGGAGCCCCAAUACAGGCCAAGACCAAGAAUGGCCUGUCUCCAAUACAUAUGGCAGCCCAGGGUGAUCAUUUGGACUGUAUCAGACAGCUAUUACAGUACAAUGCCGAGAUUGAUGACAUCACUCUAGACCACCUGACCCCACUGCAUGUGGCGGCACACUGUGGACAUCAUCGCAUGGCCAAGGUUCUCCUGGAUAAAGGAGCCAAACCAAACACCCGUGCUCUGAAUGGCUUCACACCACUCCAUAUUGCCUGUAAGAAGAACCACAUGCGUGUAAUGGACCUGCUAUUAAAGCAUUCUGCAUCCCUGGAGGCUGUAACAGAGUCAGGAUUGACCCCGCUGCAUGUGUCCUCCUUUAUGGGUCAUCUGAAUAUAGUGAAGAUACUGAUGCAAAAAGGAGCUUCACCACAUGCCUCAAACGUGAAAGUGGAAACACCUCUGCACAUGGCAUCUCGAGCUGGUCACUGUGAAGUUGCUGAGUUCCUGUUGCAAAACGCAGCUCCAGUGGACGCCAAAGCCAAGGAUGACCAGACGCCGCUACACUGUGCCGCCCGCAUGGGCCACAACGAGAUGGUGAAGCUGCUGUUGGAGCACAAGGCAAACCCUAACUCCACCACAACAGCAGGACACACUCCACUGCACAUCUCUUCCCGCGAGGGACACACACAGACUGCCAGCACCCUACUGGACAUGAACGCCCAGCUCACCAAAAUGACCAAGAAAGGCUUCACUCCUCUUCAUGUAGCAGCCAAAUACGGGAAGGUGGAUGUAGCAGUGCUGCUUUUGGAGAGAGGAGCCAACCCAAAUGCAGCAGGCAAAGCUGGACUCACACCGUUGCAUGUGGCCAUCCAUCAUAACAAUCUGGAUGUGGUCAAUCUUUUGCUCAGCAAAGGAGGCUCACCACACAGUGCCGCUCGGAACGGCUAUGCUCCGCUCCACAUUGCUUCCAAACAGAACCAGGUGGAGGCAGCGAGCAGUUUACUGCAGCAUGGAGCUUCUGCCAAUGCUGAGUCAUUGCAAGGGGUCACACCGUUACACCUAGCCUCCCAGGAGGGCCAAGCAGACAUGGUGCUGCUGCUUAUCUCAAAGCAGGCCAAUGUAAAUCUGGGCAAUAAGAGUGGUCUGACUCCUCUUCACCUCGUGGCUCAGGAGGGGCAUGUUGGCAUUGCUGAUAUACUAGUGAAACAUGGGGCGUCCGUCUACGCUGCCACACGGAUUGGUUACACUCCACUUCAUGUGGCUUGUCAUUACGGCAAUAUCAAGAUGGUUAAAUUCCUCUUACAGCAGCAGGCCAAUGUAAACUGCAAGACCAGGAUGGGAUAUACACCGCUACAUCAGGCUGCUCAGCAGGGCCAUACGGACAUUGUGACACUUCUCCUGAAACAUGGCGCACAACCAAAUGAAAUUACGUCUAAUGGCACAUCAGCUCUUGCCAUCGCAAAGCGCCUUGGAUACAUCUCAGUCAUUGAUGUGCUCAAACUGGUCACCGAAGAAACCGUUUCCAUGACCACCACCGAAAAACAUCGCAUGAGUUUCCCAGAGACAGUUGAUGAGAUCUUGGAUGUGUCUGAAGAUGAAGGAAUUGCACAGCUAACGUUAGGCGAGGAGCUGCUGGGGAACGAGGGUGCCAGGUAUUUGAAGAUGGAGGACAUAAAGGACCAUGAUGAGGAUUUCCUUUCCCCCAAGAAUGUUCUAGAGAAUCAUUCCCCUGCUAUUCCAAGGAUCCCAUGUGUGUCUCCUGAAACAGUCAUGCUGAAAGAACACGAAAUGGAGCAGCAGCACACCCCACUUCCUCUGCCCAAGGAGUACGAUGAGGAUUCGCUGAUCCCCAGCAGUCCGGCCACAGAGACGUCAGACAAUGUCAGUCCGGUAGCGAGCCCCAUCCACACCGGUUUCCUUGUGAGCUUCAUGGUGGAUGCUCGUGGCGGCUCGAUGAGAGGCAGCAGACAUAACGGCCUGCGUGUCAUCAUUCCUCCUCGCACCUGUGCCGCUCCAACACGCAUCACCUGCCGCCUGGUGAAGCCGCAGAAACUUGCCACACCACCUCCUCUGGUGGAGGGUGAGGGUCUUGCCAGCCGUAUCAUCUCUCUUGGUCCAGCUGGCAUGCAGUUCUUAGGGCCUGUGAUUGUGGAGAUUCCCCAUUUCGCGGCACUCGGUCGGGGAGAUCGUGAGCUCGUGGUCUUGAGAAGUGAGAACGGAUCGGUCUGGAAGGAACAUCGCAAUCGUUAUGGUGACGAGGUCCUGGAGACCAUCCUCAAUGGCAUGGAUGAAGAUCUUGAAAGUCAGGAGGAACUUGGGAAGAAAAGGAUCAGGCGCAUCAUCUCGACCGACUUCCCGCUCUACUUUGCGGUGGUGUCCCGCAUCCAGCAGGAGAACGAUCUGAUUGGCCCAGAAGGGGGUUUUCUCGCCAGUAAGCUGGUGCCCAUGGUCCAGGCCAGUUUUCCUGAGACAGCCGUCACCAAGCGUGUCCGUCUCGGACUGCAGGCCCAGCCAGUCCCUGAUGAGCUGCUGGCUAAACUUCUGGGGAACCAAGCCACGUUUGGCCCUGUGGUGACAGUAGAGCCUCGUCGGCGCAAGUUUCACCGUCCCAUCGGCCUGAGGAUCCCACUGCCUCCCUCCUGGAUGGAGAGUCCGCGGGACGCAGGCGAGGGCGACACCACCAGCCUCCGCCUGCUCUGCAGCGUCAUCGGUGGCACGGCUCCUGCCCAGUGGGAAGAUAUAACUGGUACCACCAAACUCCUAUAUGCCAAUGAUUGUGCCAAUUUCACCACUAAUGUCUCUGCCCGUUUCUGGCUGACAGACUGUCCUCGGACCGCAGAGGCCGUGUCCUUUGCCAACCUCCUGUACCGCGAGCUAUCAGCCGUGCCGUACAUGGCCAAGUUUGUAGUUUUUGCAAAGAUGAAUGAAGCACGAGAGGGUCGACUCCGCUGUUAUUGCAUGACUGACGACAAAAUUGACAAAACCCUGGAGCAGCACGAGAACUUCAGUGAAGUGGCUCGCAGCAGAGACAUUGAGGUCAUGGAGGGAAUGCCGCUGUAUUUGGAGUGUUCAGGAAACUUGGUUCCCAUUAGGAAGGCGGCCCAGCAGCCCCGCUGUUUCAACUUCCAAGCCUUCAGAGACAACAGACUGCCUGUGUCUGUCAAGGUGAGGGACAGCAGUAAAGAUCCCUCUGGCUUCUUGUCUUUCUUGCGCAAAUCAACCAAAUACGAAGAUAGUCAGCAUGUGUUGUGCAACCUCAACGUUACCAUGCCGCCAUGCAUUAAGAUUAUAGGAAGUGAUGAGCGAAGGAGAACUCUGACUCCUUUGGCUCUGAGGGAAAGAUACAGUGCUCUAAAUGAACCAGCCAUGGCAUCACUGAGCGCCAUGGAAAGGACGGAGUUAAAGAUGGCUUUAAUAGCUGAACAGCUAGGCCUGAGCUGGGCUGAGUUGGGACGUGAACUGCAGUUUAAUGUAGAUGAAAUAAAUAAGAUCCGUGUGGAGAAUCCCAACUCCCUUUUAGAGCAGAGCUCAACACUGCUCAACCUGUGGGCCGCUCGAGAGGGGAAGAGAGCCAAAAUGGACAGCCUGUACAUGGCCCUCAAGAGCAUUGACCGUAUGGACAUUGUGAACAUGUUGGAGGGCCAGGGACCACCAACAGGUCAGCAGGGGGGCUGGGAGCAAGAUGCUUCCAGGUCUAGGCAUCAUGAGAGAGACCAUCUAUCUCCUGGCAUCACAAAUGGUUACGGGCUGGUGGUACAGGAAGAACUAGUUUCACCGGCCUCCAUGCAGUACAGUCUACCUUCGCCACUGGGCAGUGAGCCCUACUGGCAGGAAGUGUCGAGCAUGGAGUGUGCACCCAUCGCUACCACCGAAGAGGACACACUCAUGGAGAUGUCUGAGGUACAGGUUUGGCCCUCAGGCAAUAGUCCUUCCAUUGUGGCUGUAGAGGACUCUUCACUGGAGUGCAGCAAUGCUGAUGACUCCGAGGCGCUACUGAACAGGAGCCUGGGCAACUCGAGGAGCGGGACUCCCGGUGCAAACGGACCAGUGGGACUUUCUGCUCAGGGAGGGUUAAGUGGUUCCAUCGAGCUACUUGAGGAUCAAUCCAUUGGGGCGGAUUCAGAUUACACUGCUGCUGGGAUGCUGUGUCUGAGUGAAGGGGUCAACAUCAAUGCUCUGGACAGAGGUCAGGGUUUGGAGAGGUCAGAAGGAGCUGUAGGUCAAGAAGUCAGCAACAUUAAAGACGGUUCCAGUGCAGGUUUGGGAGAAGGAGGAGGUGACGGCACAAACUUAGAAGAUAGCAUAUCUCUCAUUUCAGGGCAACAGCGAGUUUAUGCUCGAAUGAGUGAAUCACCUGGGCUAAGAAGACGGGCAGAUCCUGGUGAUGACAGGUUAAGUGGUGGGUCCUUCCUGUCUUAUCUACAGGACCAGGGGGCUCCUGGUUGGCUCUCUGCCCCAGAACCAACCCAGAACAGAGUGGGGUCUCUACAAUGCUCCCUGCCUAGGCAGGCAAUGGAGUCUAUGAUGUCAUCAGUACGAGCCACAGUGGACUGUGAUUCUAAGCAGUCUUGCCUAGCCCAGGAAGCCCUAAUUGAACCAGUGCGGGACAUGGGGCAUUCUGAGAUCAUCCACGGGCAUUAUCAGGGAACUCAACCUUUUGAGAAAGGACUAGGCUUCCCGCACAGAACAGCUAACAUUCGGGGUUGGGAGGACAUGCGUCUAAGAGGACAGGGUGAUGAGGCAGAGGAUCUUCCAGGAGAGCAAGUGAGCGAGGAGCAAUUUACAGAUGAGCAUGGCAACAUCGUCACUAAAAAGAUUGUGAGGAAGGUGGUCCGGAGAGGAAAAGGGGAGGAAGGGGGUCAGGAGCUCAUCAUAGAAGGGCUGUCGCAGGAUAUCAAUGAGCCAGACGUUGAUGGAGAACAGUACAUGAGCUAUGCCAUCCUGGGCCGUGACAGCAAGCCGGAUGUUGUGGAUGUGAAGAGGGGAGGUGCUCAAAUAGUCAAAUGUGCGAGUCUGCGGAGAGUAAAGCAGUGAGUCUGACUCGCUCCUCCCUCCAGGACUUGACACCUACACCCAAACCAUCCUUCACUGACACAUGAUGGGCGUCAAAUAAAGAAGAAAACCGAACUAGAGCAUUGGCGAUAGGCGAUGGAUAUCAACUACGAAAAAGAGAUUUUAGGACUUUUUUAACAAGCAAAACAAACACUAGUGGCUAGAGGCAUGAUUUCUUAAAAAAUGAAACCAAACAAUGAAAAAAAGCAAGCAUUUGAGAAGUGCUUCCUGUAAUCUCAAUAUCAGCAUGUGAAAGUGCUGUCGCAUGGCCUGCCUUUACAUACAGCACUGACUGCAAGCAAUUAUGAGGUGAGAAAAUACUGUCGUACCGCAAGGGCUGUAAAAUGGUGUGGGGAAGGACUUUGGCCAACUGGAUGUGGUUUGGGGGCACAUGGGACACAAAAGCUAGUUUUCUGAAAUGUAGUCUUCCAAGCGAGUCUAGAACACAGUACUGAAAAGGUUUCCCACCAGGAGGAGUCUGACCCUCUUGUACUGGUAUUAUACAUAAUAUGCACUCAAAUAUGAUGUGAAUGUACCUUCUGUGUGCGUGUGUUCUUUUACAAAGCCAAAAACAAAAUGACAACAACCUAUGCGAUGCUGCUGCUGUCUCAAUACUUGCUCCUGAAUUCUUGUUCAGUCCAAUAGUACGUGUCUUGUGUAUUGUAAAGGUAUAAUUGUGUAGCAAAUGAGCUGUGAAGUCCUGUGUUGCCUGAGAUAGACUAGGCUCAAGGGAUACAAUUUGUGCAGUAUAAAUGUUUUCAGUGGGAUACGUACAUUGGACAUACUUUCAAAUCACCGUGGGGCUUUAUAUGUACACGUUUGCAGCGCUGCAGCAAGAUUGUUUUUGUUCUGUAUACAUUGCAAACCUCUGCGUCAUAUGAGCUUCCUCUCAAUAACUUGAUAUGCACAGAGGAGCUUGUAUGCAUAAUAUUAACAUUUACAUUAUCCACCAUUCGCAUUUGCUUUAUAGUGGAAAGAGUCCUUAGGAGCAAAAAAGCAAUAAUUUUAAUUUUUCUCGUUAUAAAUGAUAGUUACAAAGUCUAACCUUUCAGUGAAGUAAAAUUUUCGUAAAAUGUAGAUAAAGGCUGUCAGUAGAUUCAAAUAAUUAUUCACAAUUAAUCUUGUGGUUUGUUUUGUAGGUAAUAAUUCAACCUAUUCCUAAGGAAAGAAAAUAAAUAAAAAUGAUUGGUAACACUUUACAAUAAGGUACGAA